CAGAUGUUUACACUGGGGAAACGGCUAAGGAGACAUUACAUUGAGGAGACCAGCUUCCUCUCACCUGCAUUUAAACCGUCAGAGGUCUUGACCUAUUACCAUAGUUACAGAUGAAGCCCAAUCUGAAAUCCUUUAUCCCAAUCCGAUGAACUGCCAGCGACUGAAACAGAUGAACCGAGACGGGUUGCACAGUGCUCAUUUGCAGCCAGAUAUCUCUGAGGAUCUGAAUACAAUUAAAGAAAAGAUGGGCAUUGCCAACCAGAAAGCAGUGGACUUCUUUCUCCUUUUUGACAACAUCUUGGCAGAACAGGCCCAUGGUCUACCAAGCUGCCCUGUUCUAAAGCAUUUUCAGCAAACAAUUGAGAAGAGAGCUGUGGACUUGCUCCUUUAUAUAACAAAAUGCAAUUUAAGGGAGAAUCUUCAGAUGUCUGUUGGCCCCCUUCUCCAUGCAGUAGAAGAAAACAUUAAGGAGGCAGUAGAUCCUUCUUCUGCAGUCAAAACCAGGAAACUCAUUCUGUAUGCUGUCCAUGAUGUUACUCUCUUCCCACUGCUGAUAGCUCUGGGAGUCUUUAAUUCCAAAUGGCCACCAUAUGCUGCAGACAUAACAUUGGAGCUCUACCAGCAUUCCAAAGACUGGUUUAUACGGUUGACCUAUAAUGGAGAGGAGGUGGUUCCACAAGGAUGCAGAGCUGGUCUCUGUCCACUGGAGGACUUUCUGCAUGCCCUUUCAGUCUAUAGCAUAAAGCCAGAGGAAUAUAAAAUGCUUUGUUCCCAGACAUAGGCACUUUUAACAGAUAACUGAUUAGCAGCAGCUAAUUAUGUUGUAAUUUCUUCUUUCUGAAUACCAUAAAAUCAAAGCAACAGCCA
This is a messenger RNA of Pogona vitticeps (central bearded dragon), 867 nucleotides long. NCBI's taxonomy places the organism in Eukaryota, Metazoa, Chordata, Lepidosauria, Squamata, Agamidae. The record is from RefSeq and is a predicted model, not a curated record.